UCUGCAGCUUCUCAGCAGGAGCUUAGAGUAACUGCUGACACAGCAGGUGGCUUGCACUUGCAAGCUGUCCUGUGUCUCUGUGGUGGUGCUGUAACCAAGCUACACAGGUGCAGAGGAGUGCUUUGUCAAUGCCUCACCAAGACCCAACCCUGUAGUCUGAUUUCCCCUCAAGCGCAAAGGGAAUGGCAUCAGGAGUCCCAGGCAGGAAAUUGCCACUAAUAACAGUGACAACUGCUGGCCCACCACAGUAGGUAAAGCCUUCCAGGGAACACAAAGGACUUCCAAGCCCCACCCUGGAGAGGGAAAGCUCGCCUCUGGGCCCUAAUUCACUCCGGAGGAGUCUCCACAGUUCACACCUUUUUAGGACAAAUCAGUGGUGCACAGACGGCUUUGCCAUGUCUGCUGGUUCCACUCCCUGCCCCAUGGAGUCCACAGAGCUACCGGGGGUCCGCAGCCCCCCUGCUCCCAGGCCCCGGGCGCAGCGCGCUGUCGUCCCAAGUGGCCCAGCGCCUGCCCGCGAGCCAAGGGCAGGCCCAACGGUCCUGGUCCUGGGCUGAGCUCCCUGCGCCCCGCCCAGCCAUGUUCCUUCUCUUGGCGCUGAUCGCUGGGCUUGGAGAGCUGCGCGCCCGUCAGGAUGCGGGGGGCGUCUUCCUGCGCGUCACGGUUCCGCGGCGGCUGAGGCCCGCGCAGAGUGCAGCCCCCGGGAGGACGGUGAUUUACGUUAUCACAAUUGAUGGGAAACCAUGCACCCUGCAUCUCAGAAAACACUCAUUCCUACCCCAGAACCUACGGAUUUAUACACAAAAUGAGACCAGAGAUUUGCCUUCUGAGACUUUGUAUUUUACAACGAACUGCCAUUACCAAGGAUAUGCUGCGGAAUUUCCAGAUUCAGCUGUGACCCUCAGUAUCUGCUCUGGUCUCAGGGGAUUUCUCCAGUUUGAGAAUGUCAGCUAUGGAAUUGAACCACUAGCAGCUUCGGCAAGAUUUGAGCACAUAGUUUAUCAAGUGAAAAAUGACGAUCCAGAAAUACCGUUGUCAGCAGGAAAUUACACUGUUUGGCAGAAAGACCAGCCUUCCAAAGUUCAUUUCAGCUCCCAGAAUAUACUUGCUUCAAAACUGCUACCCCAAUAUCUAGAAAUGCACAUUAUAGUAGAAAAAGGUUUGUAUGAUUAUAUGGGAUCUGAAAUGAUGGCUGUAACACAGAAAAUUAUUCAGAUUAUUGGACUUGUCAAUACAAUGUUUACUCAGUUCAAAUUGACUGUUAUACUGUCCUCCUUGGAACUGUGGUCAGAUAAAAACCAAAUUUCUACCAACGGAGAUGCAGAUGAUCUAUUACAAAGAUUUCUGGUGUGGAAACACAGCUAUCUUGUCCUACGGCCCCAUGAUAUAGCAUACCUACUUAUUUACAGGAAGCAUCCUAAAUAUACGGGGGCAACGUUUCCUGGCGCAAUAUGCAAUCAGAACUACAACGCAGGUGUUGCUAUGUAUGCAGAUGCAGUCACCUUGGAGGGAUUUGCAGUUAUUAUAGCUCAGCUGAUUGGCUUUCAUAUAGGAUUAACAUAUGACGACAUCAGCAAGUGUUCUUGUCCGAGAGCUACAUGCAUAAUGAAUCGUGCAGCAGUGAGUUCCAGUGGUGUGAAGAAUUUUAGCAACUGUAGCUUGCAUGAGUAUAAAAAUGUUGUUUCUAACUUUGAAGUGAAAUGUCUUCAGAACCUUUCGAAGUUGCAGCCAUUCUAUCAGAACCAAGCUGUGUGUGGUAAUGGGGUUUUGGAACCUAGUGAGGAGUGUGACUGUGGUGAUGAAGAGGAAUGUCAACUUAAAAAAUGCUGCAAUUAUAAUACUUGCAAACUGAAAGACUCAGUAAAAUGUGGUUCUGGACCAUGCUGCACAUCAAAGUGUGAGUUUUCAGUAGCAGGCACUCCGUGUAGAAAGAGCACCGAUCAAGAGUGUGAUUUUACAGAGUAUUGCAAUGGAACAUCUAGUGAUUGUGUUCCGGACACAUAUGCACUGAAUGGCCAAUUCUGCAGGCUGGGAACCGCAUACUGCUAUGGUGGAAAAUGCCAAACUAUUGAUAACCAGUGUGCCAAGAUAUUUGGAAAAGGUGCUCAAGGUGCUCCUUUGGCCUGCUUUGAAGAAGUUAAUUCUCUGCAUAAUACGUCUGGAAACUGUGGCUUUAACAAUUCACAGCCGUUGCCUUGCAAGCACAAGGAUGUUCUAUGUGGAAAAUUAGUUUGUGCUGUUCCAAGUAAAAAUGCAGAGGAAGGCGAUGCUCCAGCCGCAACUUUUUCACAUGGUCGUGACCAUGUGUGUGUAUCCAUGACCACUGCGUCAUCCGUGAGACCAGACGGGAGAGAUUAUGCGUAUGUGGCUGAUGGCACAGCAUGUGGUCCGCAGAUGUAUUGUGUAAACCAAACCUGCAAGAAAGUUCAGUUAACAGAAAAUACCUGUAAUGCCACAACAAAAUGCAAAGGGAAUGGGAUUUGUAAUAAUUUUGGAAAUUGUCAGUGCUUUCCUGGCUACAGGCCUCCAGACUGUGAGUUCCAGAUUGGUUCACCAGGGGGCAGCAUUGAUGAUGGCCGUGCUGAGAGAUCUGAUGUGUUUUUUGUUAAAAAAGACUACAAUACACAUCAGAACAACUGGCUGAUUCUGAGUUUCUACAUUUUUCUGCCAUUUUUCAUGAUUUUCAUUAUUGCGAUCAUUAGGAGAAAUGAAGUGAGAAAAUCAUGCGACAAAGAGAACAGAGAACGUGAAGGAGAGAACAGAAACAAGAAUCCACAGAGACGUCUGACAGGUGACCCUGCUGAGAGGAUGUGGGUGAUUUUAGCCAACAAUAAGUCAUAACUUUAUGAAUGAUGGAAAUCAUACACAUUUCGAAUCAAGCAGUUACUCCACUGAAGCAUCAAAAAGAUCCUGGAAAUUCAGAUGGUCACAUGAUUGAUUGCAUAGCAGCAUCUACAGUGGCAUUUCCGCUGGGGCUGCCUCUGCUCUCGACACCUCUGCCUGUGACAUUACCAGAUCCUUCCUCACUUCCACGACUGUUUCGUCGGCCUCUCCUCUUCACCGUGCUCUUGCACUCUUGGAGUCUCUGUGUUUUCCUUUCUCGUGAGCUGCGGCUUCUUCAGCUGCUGCUAGUGUGCCUGCUGAGAACAUCCCUCAGGCUUGGUUUGCCCAAACGCUGUGUGGACAUCUGUGAUGGGCUCCUGGAGACGUCUGGUUUCGAGAUGGCAAAGAGAAAAUUGUUAGACUUCCAGACAGUGUCUCUAGCAACUCACGCGACCUGUCAGAGAACCAACGUGGAGAUAGCCUUCCGUGCCUUCUUUUCACUCCCACCCUACUUUGCUUUACUGACUGGUUCUUCACUGAUUUCAGUGGCUGCAGCCUCCUGAGCCCGUCGUGGGGUUGCCUGUGCAGGAUCUUGUUCCUCAGCUCUGGCACUGCUUCCUCAUUGUCAGAUUCUGUCCCAGACCCCGUCUCAGCCUUGGCUAUGGCCACUCCUGCUCCCUACCGGGGACAGUUUCUGUGGCUUCCCCAGGCAUCGUGUGUGGGGAACAUGGAACCAAGACGGUGGGAGAAAGAGCUUCCCACAGGUUUUGGUACGUUGUGUUUCCAAUUCCAUUUAUUUCAAGAAAUACUACAUUUUUUCUUAAUUUCAUUCUUUCUCCAAUGAUUAAGUAGCAGGUUACAUGCGUUUAUGUAGCGUCUGAAGUUCUUGUUGAUUUAUAGUUUUCUUGCAAUUGUGGCCCAACAAAGAUACUCAUAGAUUUCUACUUCUUACAGUUCAUCAGGAUAUAUUUGGGAUCUUUCAUGUGCUCUGUCAUGAAGAAAGCUCAAUGUGUUGUUGGAAAGCCUUCUGCAGCCAUUGCAUGGGAUGUUCUAUAGGUGUCUGUUAAGGCCAAUUUUGCAACUCACACUUGGUGUUCCUCUGUUGAUUUUCUGUUUGGAUCAUUUGUCAGUUUCUGAAAGUAGGGUAUGAAAUUCCCCUACUUUUUUAUAUUUGAAUCUACCUCUUUCUAUAGACUUAUUAAUGCUUAGUUUAUGUAUCUGAGUGUACUGAUGUUGGGCUGAUAUUUUUUACAAGUAUUGCUUCCUGUUGGUGAAAUGGACCCCUAAUCAUUAUCUAAUGAUCUUGUCUCAUUUUUACUGCUUUAGGCACAAAAUCUAUUGUAUCUGACAUGAGCAUGGCUUGCUGUCGCUCUAUUUAUGGUCCAUUUGUAUGGAUUAUCUUAGAAUCCAUCCUUUCACUUUCAAUAUGAGUGUAUUCUUAAAGAAGAGAGUUUCUUUUUUUAAGGAAAUAUUUAUUUAUGCAUUUAUUUAAAAGACAAAGUGAGAGAGAGACAGUGGGAGAGACAGAAAGAUCUUCCAUCCACUGGUUUAUUUCCCCAAUUUCUACAAUGGUCCAGGCUGGGCCAGGCUGAAGCCAGGAGCCCAGAACUCAGUCAAGAUCUCCCAUGUAGGUGGCAGGUUCCAAAGUACCUGGACCAUCAUCCACUGCUUUCCCAGGUACAACUACAUACAUACAUGGAAAUCAGACAGCUUACUACUGCACAAUCAAUGCAUAAACGAGCAAAAAUAAGAAACAGUCGGAAGCUAGGACUAGACAGGGAGCUAGAACAGAAAUGAGGCAGCCAGAACUCAAGCCAACACUCCCGGAUGCUGCCAGGGCAAGUGGUAGCUUAGCCCACUGUGUCACAACUACGGCCUUUAAGCAGUCUGUAGUUGUUGUUGUUUUUAAUUUUAAUCAAUUCUGUCAGCCUGUGUUUUUUAAUUGAAUUUACGUCACUCACGUUUUAGGUAAUUAUUAACAAGCAAGUUCUUUCUAUUGUCAUUUUGAUACUUGUUUUCUAGUUUUGUUGUAGUUCCUCUCUUACUCUCUUUUGUAUUAUCUUCCUUUGUUGUAAAGUGGUUUUCUGUAGUAGUGUGUUUUGAUUCCUUUAUUAUCUUUAGUAAAUCUACUAAUACAUUUUUUCUUUGUGGCUACCCCAAGGCUUACAAAUAAAACAUAAAGUUUGGUUAUAACAAACUAUUUUGAAAUGAUAACAGCUUGACAUUGAUUGUAAAGACAGCAAAUGAAGAAAUAAGAAGUAUGAGUGAAAAUAACUCUGUUCUUGAACUCCACUCCUCCUAACAUUCUCAAUUUUUGGUAACCGAUUUCACAUCUUUAUAUUCUGUCUUUUAACAUUAUUGUAUACGUUAUCAUUAAUUGUUGUCAGGGCCUUCUGAAUCUGUAUGUGUAGCUACUCUUUCUUGUAUUUUCCUCUUACUUAUCGAAGUCUUCUUCCAGUCUGAAGAGCUCCCUUUAGGAUUUUUUGUGAAACAAGUCUAGUGUGAUAAGUUCUCUCAGCUUCCCUCUGUCUGGGGAAGUCUAUCCCUCCCUCAUAUCUAAAGGAUAGCUUUGCUGGGUACGGUUUUGGCUGGCAGCUAUUUCCCUUCAGUACUGUGGGAGUCUUGUUCUGCUGCCUCCUGGCCUAGGAAAUUUCUCCUGAGCAGUCUGCGGUCAGGCAAAUUCGGCCCUCUUCUGUAUUCAUUGAUUUCCUCUUGAGGACUUAUUGAUUGCACUAUGUCCUGGGGUAGACUCAGUAGAAUCGGAUCUGGGAACCACUGACAUGUGCAUCUCUCCAUGUUUCAGAAGUUUUCUGAUACCAACUUCUCAAGCCCCUCUUUGCUCCAUUUACCCAGGUAUUUGCUCUUUUAACGCUGCACCAAGGGUUUCUCCUGAUUGUUUUUUUUCUUCUUUUUUCUCCUGUUUCCAAAUAGCCUCUCUUCAUGCAAGCAGAUUUUUUUUUUCUGUUUGAUCUCUUUUCGAUGAAUUUUGUUGACCGUGAUUUUCAUUUUGAAGGCUUUCUGUUUCUUUUUUUAAUUUUAAGCUAAUAUGAAACCAUUAAGUUGUUUUUCUCUGUUCUCUUGAAGUCCAUUACGUUUCCUAAAACAGAUACUCUGAAUUCAUCUGAGCCCUUGACAAACUCAGUUGGACAGUGUUGCUCUGGUACUUUGCCCAUUGAGUGAGUCCAUGGUCACCUUAGAAUUCUUGACACUGGGACAGAGCACUGCCUGUGCACUGAAGGGUUAUUUGCUUUUCGCUGUCUUUGUUUUUGUUUCUGAGUGUCCUUCCAGAAAUUCUAAGCAGUUCACUUAUUUCAAGUCUGCGGGUACUUCUGCUGCUUCAGCGCUCGGUGGCGCCCUAAAUCAAGGUUUGCCACAAGUCCUCUGCCAAUGCACUGUCACUACCUCCGUGGUAGGUUGAGCUCAGGUUGCACCAAAUCUGCAGCCUCAGGGGCGGCGUCCAGAAAGCGGUAGCCGCGCCCUGCAAACCUCCCGUAGAUGUUGAGCAAGGUUCAGACCUGGGUUCUACGGCCAUCCGUGCGGCAUGCUAGAGCACACACAGAGCCUGCUCAGUCCAGUCCAGUGCAGGAGUGCAACCAAAGCUCGCACUGCUGGGCAUUUUGCUGAGGCAGAGUUGCUGCAAGGAGCCACAGCAAUGCUGGCUGAAACGUCUGCGUGGGGGGGUGGCAUGUCCACAGCCUGUUCCCUGGGACUGGCCUGGGAAGGGAGGGUCGGAUCCGCCCACUGUUAGAUUUCACUAGCCCAGCUGGCACUGAGUCUCAAGACACCAGUCCUGUCCGGUGUCCCUGGUGGAAGACCCUCCUCUCUCUCACUCUGGCUCUCGCUCUGUGUGCGUCACCCUUUCUUUCAAAUAGAUAAUGAUGAAUAGACAUUUUAAGAUAUAAUAAUAAUGGCAAAGUGAUAGUAAGCAAAUCAUUACCUGAACGUUAGUCAUAGUGAGAAUCCUUUGCACAUGAUUGCUAUUGUCUUCACAUGUGUGAACUCCCAGUUGAUGGGAAAAAUCUGUGUCUAAUCUUUUAUUUAUUCUUAGGUGAUUUUAAGAAACAAAAUUGUACUAAACUGGUGAAAUAAAUAGAUUUGGACUAUUCUUACAGUCACUUUAUAGUUGUAGUUUUUCUGUCUGGUACUUGCUUUUUAAGUCAAUACUAAUGUAAUAAAGUGAAUAAUUUUAUAUUUAGCCUUAUGAUCUGGAAUUCAUAGAUAGUUUUCCAAGAGUCAGACUUAUCUCUAAUAGUUAUCUUUUGGUGUCUGGGUAUAAUUUGAUCUGAAAUUUGUAAAAGAAAUGCAGCAUUAGAUAAGGAUUAUACUGGGAGCUGGCUGCCACUGAACACACUGUAAAUUUCUAUUUUUUUCUGUUUUCCUUC
Messenger RNA from Oryctolagus cuniculus (rabbit), 7205 nucleotides. Lineage: Eukaryota; Metazoa; Chordata; Mammalia; Lagomorpha; Leporidae. The record is from RefSeq and is a predicted model, not a curated record.